Messenger RNA from Lactuca saligna, 546 nucleotides. NCBI's taxonomy places the organism in Eukaryota, Viridiplantae, Streptophyta, Magnoliopsida, Asterales, Asteraceae. The record is from the annotation of a GenBank genome assembly.
AUGUUACAGGGGACCACCAAACUUCCAUGGAAAUUUUCACACCAUCCAGCUGCUGCUGGUACGUUUUUCACAGUCAUGCUACUUGGACUUAAAUUCUGCACAUGCCAGUAUGAAGGGAGCCUACAAAAUGUUAGAUUGGGAAUUCAGCUGCUGGAAGAUGGGAUUUAUCGGGCUGCAUUAGGCUGGUUUGCUUACGAACCUGAAUGGUUUGAACAUGAUCAUGGAAAUUUUGCACACAUCGAGGCUCAAUCUGUUAAUUCAUUUGUUCACUAUCUCCAAAACGAUCCAAAAGCACUGGGUGGGGAAUAUGGGGGAUCUUUUCUUGACAUGGGACCAAUGGAGAACUAUGCAGCUUGUAGAGAUAAGAGGAAGCAGCUACUUUUAAUGUUAUGCCAGCAUGAAGCUGACAGGCUUGAAGUUUGGGCGCAACCUGUUAACUACAAACCUCAUGACCGAGUCCCUUUGAAAGACAUGAAAGCAGAUUGGAAAACCAUGACAUAUCAAGAACUACCAUUGGCCAAGGCUCGUCUACAUGAGCUAGAAUGA